Moneuplotes crassus is the source of this 2151-nucleotide messenger RNA. NCBI's taxonomy places the organism in Eukaryota, Ciliophora, Spirotrichea, Euplotida, Euplotidae. The record is from the annotation of a GenBank genome assembly.
AUGAAAAAUCAUAAAGUAAAUAUUCUUCUUAGCCCAGGUGUAAACUUCUCUUCAUUAGCAAGGAAUGGAAGUAGAUACCUUAAAAGACAGCCUAGUGAGGGGGCUGAGUAUAUCUCAGAUACAUCUCCUGUCAGAAGUCAGGAAAGAAAAAGCUCUCCCAGGAAAAUAAACAGGAGUCCACAAUGGUUGGAGCAAAGAGCAUCUGCUCUUCGGCCAAGUUCCUCAAAUUCUCUUAACAGAUCUAACUCAAAGGCAGGAAAGGAUGUUUCCCAGAAGCCUCUUCAGGGACAGACCAUAAUUGGAACAAAGAUAGAAGAUAAUCGUGAAGUUGAUAAGGUCAGCCAAGUUGUUCCAUUAAAGCCUAUUACUAAAUUUGAAAAUAAGGACUUCAGAGAACAUGAUAGUGAUCUUCCACCUGCUGAAGGUGAAACUAUGAAAUACGAGAAGAAUCAUUUUACAGAACUUUCUUUCAAAGACGAUCAUUUUGGAUCAGCAAAACAAGAUUUAAACCAGUCUUCCCCACUCAAAAUUCCUCGAAGGAAUUUAGAUAAGGAGGAUGGAGAAUUUCAUAAAGAAGCUAUUCACUCUAAAUGAUCUAAUGAUGAAUUUAUAUCAGUGGAAGGCGAUUUCCAAGAGCUUCAUUCUCAACCAUAUGGAUUAGAUUUGCAAAAGAGUAAGGAAGAUCAAGAAAGAAUGACUGAUUUCUCCAAAGAGAAAAGAUCACCUAAUCAGCACUUCAGGAGUAAUACCAAUCUCAGGUCUUCCUUAAACCACCAAAUGAGUGAGCGUGUCUUGAAUUAUGAUCUUAAAGGAACUUUAUCAAGGGCGAGCUCUAUCGACAAAAUGAAAAGUUGUGGAAAUGACUCAGACAUCAAAUUUACAGAGAAACGGGAUGAACUUUCAGAUAGAGUUUCAAAAUAUUACUUUCAAAAGAACUCAAACUUCUCUGACAACGUAGAAGCUUAUGACAUUGUCAGACAGAACCUGUUUCCUUCAUUUUUGAACGAUCCUCAAAAGGAUCGGGAGAGAGGGAUUCGCGAAAGGAGUGACUCUAAAAAUUCAAAAAUACUCACACCAUCCAAGAUUAUUAAUGAAUUACUCGAUAGAAAAGACUCUGUCACAAAGGUUAAGAAGAUUCAGACCAAGACAAUCACAAAGGAGGAAAAAGAAAAUGAACCUAUGCUUGAAUUUAGAGCUGUGAUGUACCAAGACUUCCAUGAAGUCAAUAAGAGAGAGAGCAAAGAGAGGUUCAUCAAAGGACUUUUUAAGCAAAGAGAGAAUCAUAUCCACAGUCAAUUCGGAACUGCUAGGUUAUCUAAAACAAGAUCUGAUCUUACUGAGCCUUCAGUAGAGAAAUCUCCUUGUCAGAACAGUCAGAUCGGAUAUCAAAAAUUAGGAGGUGGACUGAUUCAAGGCAAAAUUCAAGAAGCUCGAAGACAAAAAUCAACCAGAAGGAAGAAAUCAACAAUGAAAUUGAAAACUACUAAAGUAAUGAAGAAAAUGGCCCUUAAAGCUAAUCAAGUAGAGCUCUCAUCAACACUAGAGAAGAUCUUAGUAAAGAACCAGAAGAUAAAGAAUGCUCUCCAGACCUUCUGUAGUAGCCCAGGAGAUCCUUUAGACAGCAAGAAGGUCAAUAUGAAGCUUGUUAAGACAUAUAAGAGUAAGAGUAGAAAGCGGAAGGAAAAAUAGCAAAAUCAGAUUAAAUGAAGACCCUAAAAACUUAACUCUCUCUAAAUCUACAGCUGUUUUACAGAAAGCUAAUAAGAAUAGAAAGUUAGGCCCAGUAAAUUACUGAAAAAGAGCACUCGAGUGGAAGAAAUCCAGAGACUUAAAACUAGAAUCGAAAAGAAAAAAGGCUUUUAAAGAAGAAGUCUCCGGAUGAAGGUUUGAACCUAACCUGACAAAAACUAUGAGAAGUAACGAUCUCCAUUUAAAAUCUGCAAUCCACAAAAAGCCAAGUGUGUUAUAUGACGGGCCAGCUAGCGCCUUGUGCCCUAUAAUUAACUCUAAAAGGCUGGAAGAGAGGGCAAAAAUGCGAGUAAAAAUGUCGAAUAAGAGUCGGAGGCCUCAUUGAAGCACUAAAAGUGACAUCUAUUCUACAACAAUGUAUCGGAUGCUGUAAGCUAAAGUUCUCAAUUUAAUACAAUAAAA